AUGCCACACAAUAACAUCGUCUGCGAGUGGUUGCGUGCCAUUGGCAUGCAACAGUAUGCCGAGAGUUUCAUGGAGAACGGCUACGAUGAACUGGAGAUCUGCAAACAAAUUGGCGAGAUUGACUUGGACGCAAUCGGUGUGGAUACGGUGCAACAUCGCAACAAACUGCUGAAGAGUGUGCGUUCGUUGCGCGAGAAGGGCGCCGCCAUUGUGUAUGUGAUGAUCAACGAUCCGAAGGCGCUGAGCAGUAGCAAUGAGAUUUUGGCAACCGAUUGUGAUGCGCCGACGACAAUGAAGGAGCUGGAGGCUAUUAUGAAGCGUCAUUUGGAGGCCGAUGGCAUUCGGUUGACGGCGCAUCCCUAUUCGACGCCGGAGGGCAAACGCGGCUAUUUGGAGGGCCUUGCUGCGCACUACAGCAAACAGAUUAAUAUGCCGUACGAGGACGUGUUGGACGCCAUCGAGGAGGUGCGCGUUUCCAAGUGGAAGGAGCGCCAUGUGCGCAUUUCGACCGGCCACACUUUGUCGCGGCGCGCGGGCGGCAGCAGCAGCAGUGGCGGCAUCGGUGUCAGCGUCAUGUCGGGGAUGAUGGGCGGUGGCGGUGGCGGCGGCGGCGUAGGUGUUGGAUUCGGCAUUAUUGGCGGCAAUAUCGCAAAUCAAUCAACUCUGCCGACAAGUCACAGCCAACCAUUGUAUGUGCCUGGAAAAUAUUUGCCAUCGAGUUGCCUUUCCAAUCGUGAGGAGAAUGAAAUCUACAGCUUUGCGCAAAACGAUUUGGCAAAUCGCAUGGCCAGAAGUGCAAUUGAUUCGAAAUCGGCGGUUAACCUGAAUGGCAUGCAGCACAGCUAUCCGGGCGCUAGGCGGAAUUUCUUCUACGAUUUCUCGGCAACAGAGGGCCGUAAUCGGAAUAAAAGACGUACGGUGUUUGCGCGUUUCCUCAGCGGUCUGAACAAAGGUGCUGAAGAAAAUAACCCAAACGAAGAAAUGCAAUUGAAGUCUGCGGAGAAGUUUAAAGCCUGCAGCACCAUGAAGCGCGUAGAACCGCAUCAGAAUUUCGAAGAGACAAUAAGACGAUUGAAGACGCAGAAGAAAAAAGGCGAAACGCAUGACAAGGGCAUACACGACAGGGGCAAGGAGGUGGCGCACACCAUGGUCAACGAAAUGCCACUCAACAAUUACACGAAGCAUCCUUAGGACACGGCGAAAGGCGAAGCGGCAGAGGCAACGGAACAAAAAGAGGUGAACGACGCAGAUAACGGGAAGGAUACACCGGCGGUGAGUCAAGCGCAAGAGGCGACAGAAAACGAUAAGGGAGUCAGCAAGGACAACGCAGGGGAGGCGAUGUGCAGCAGCAGCAGCGCGGCGAAGAGGGCGAUAGUGAACGAUAUUGACAAACAUAUCUACGAGAACCAACUGUGAGCGAGUCGUACUUAAUGCAGAGGUGUGCUGCAAGAGGUACGCAAAGUGCAGCGCGGUGCAGUGGAGUGCGGGUUGAGGAAAUAAUUCAUCAGUUGCGGCGAUGGUGCGAAAAUGAUAAUAACUUUGCGGUUGUAAUUAUGCAUUCAAUUUUCCAUUUCUCGAAUUGCCUGACGCAAAACGUAAAAACGGACAAAAAAUUGCAAUGCCACAAAGCAGAAGGAGACACAGCAAAGCCAACAACAACAACAAUAACGCAGUUUUUGUAGU
This is a messenger RNA of Bactrocera tryoni, 1683 nucleotides long. RefSeq lists its product as uncharacterized. The transcript is spliced from 6 exons. The record is from RefSeq and is a predicted model, not a curated record. Gene Ontology annotation, molecular function: protein binding. Lineage: Eukaryota; Metazoa; Arthropoda; Insecta; Diptera; Tephritidae. Bases 1 to 1191 code for a protein of 396 amino acids.